Molecule: messenger RNA, 4755 nt
Organism: Cololabis saira (Pacific saury)
Lineage: Eukaryota; Metazoa; Chordata; Actinopteri; Beloniformes; Belonidae
Gene: rtkn2
Product: rhotekin 2
Exons: 12
Coding region: 17-2095 (692 amino acids)
Biological process (GO): hemopoiesis; signal transduction; positive regulation of cell population proliferation
Source: RefSeq, a predicted model, not a curated record
GCUGUAGUGCAGCGUGAUGGACGAGCAGCGGGAUUUUCAAACUCCACACCGACACGGCGGCUCCGGGCCAGUGUUAUCGCCCGGCUCUGCAGUGGCUAUGGAGAUUAAACGGGAGAAAAUACGACAGAGUGCCUUAUUUCAGCAAACAGAGAACGCUAACAUACAGGAGAAGCUGGAUUUUGAGAUCCGAAUGCGAGAGGGAGCCUAUAAGCUGCUGCUCGCCUGCAGUAAGAGAGAACAGAUUCUCAGCGCUUCCAAGAACCUCCUCACUUCCAAUGCCAGGAUCAAGGCUUAUCUUGCACAGCUGCAGAGGGAAAAAACGGAUGACGACAUGAUGGGUGGUGUCAGAAGACUUGCAGAUCCUGCUCUAGAUGGCCGUUUGCCCUGUCAUGGGACCAUUGCAAUGUCUGGCCUGCGCUUUCCUUUGAUGUGGAGGGAUUCAGAUUACUUUAAUAACAGAGGAAGCUCUCGUCAGGUGGCGAUGUUCUGUCUGAUACAGAUAGGCUCAGAGGUGUUUGACACCGAGAUGGUUAUGGUGGAUAGAUCCGUCACUGACAUCUGCUUUGACGGUGUCACCAUAUUUAAAGAUAUAGUUCCCCAGUUUGAACUGAGGGUGGAGCUGUGGAGCUGUGCCCUGGAGGAAGAGCUCACUUUGGCAAAAACACCAAAGAAAUUGGCAAAGAGGCUCCGUACCUCCUUUGGAAAGACUUCUGGAAAGAAGGUCUGCUCUCUGCUGGACACUCCAGACGCUGACACCUUCCUGCAGAACAACCCAGUACCUUCUGGAGCCAAAUACAGCCUGCUGGCCUGGACCAGGCUGGGCCUGCCUGAGGCUGAGGGCAGCUUCCAGUCGCACUCCCUCAUCGUCCUCCAAGGCGCUGAGUGUUCGUCCUGGCUUCCACUGUAUGGCAACCUCUGCUGCAAGUUAGUGGCGCAGCCUUUUUGUAUGACACGGAGCAUGAUGGCUGGCUACUUGAGUCAGAAGCAAAGUGUGGAGGGGAUCAGCCGUUGCUGCAGUCUUUACUGUGUGCUGAGUGGUGGCUUUUUGUCUUGUUAUUUCACUCCAGAAGAAAUUGAUGCUAAAGUACAGCCAACACUCAAUGUGCCCAUUAAUAAGGAAACUCAGAUCCGUGUGAUGGAGAAAGACUCUGCAGGCUACAAAUCCAGGAGUUUGUCCAUCGUCAACCCUUCACCAGAGGGAUCUGAGACCAUCGUCUUCACCACAGAAAUCAGAGACGAGCUGGAGGACUGGCUAGAUGCCCUCCAUCAGCACCUCUAUGAUCAGAGCCAGUGGCAGCACUGCUGUGUCCGGGUAAUGAAGAUUGAGGUCGUGUCACCACGGAAACCAUCCCUCUUCCUCUCCAAGCAGGCUGACUCUGUUUACAACGACCUCAGUAUAAAUUCACCUCCCAGGUUUGAGAGCAUUACUGAUAUCAUUCACAGCAAAAUUGAAGAGACAGAAGGGCGCUUCCUUCUUGGCCAUCAAGACAAGAAGGAAGCGCCUAAUUGGUCCAGUCUGUUUGAUGGGUCCCAUUCCAUGGUAGUGGACAAGAGUGUUCAGUCCCAGAGCAAAACCUCCACUCCGUGUUCAAGCCCCAAUGGCAACGCCAGCUCAACACCCGUCAGCAACAAGAAACGACGGGCUCCACCGCCUCCAUCUGAUAAAAAGCCACACGCUCCUCCUACUCGCCCAGCCAGACCGCCCCUUCCAGCUUCUGUUCAUCACGCUCCACCCUCAUACCAGGAGAAGGAGAACACUGGUGCUUGCAGUUCACGUCCAGCUACAAGGUCCAAAACAGGCAGACCAUCUCUGGAUGCCAAGUUUUCUGCCAUCAUCCAGCAACUCCAGCGAAACAAUGCUGGAGGUGCUGCAGCCUCCAGCCGAAGAAAUGCUCCACUGGGCAUCCUGGAUGUCCAGCCACAGGCUCAGCCUCCGUUCCAGCCACUGGAUUACCAGAACCACCACACCCAGACCCCUGAGGCCACAGCUGAUCAUGGUUUUGUCAGGGCCAGUAAUGGUCCUUGUCCUGUUCCUGCUCCACGUAGCAAACUGAGGAAGUCUUUUAGAGAGAGAAUGAACCUCAAGGGAUUAUAACUUCAACCCUUAUCAUAGUGCAUCAGGCUAUUCAGCUAUUCCUUACCACUAACUUAAAAAAAACAGAACUUUCCAACUAAGUGAAUAACAUUGAUUAAAAUUACAUAAUAUAUGAAAAUGUAUGCACCUGAGCUAUGAUAACUAAUGCUCAUCAUCUCUGAUAUUUAAGCCUGGUUCUUCCGUCAAUUAUGGAGCAUUUUGCCAUUUUGGAAAAUUAUUCUUGCUUGGAGUUGAAUGUAAAAUGUUAAUACCGCUCAUACAUCAACACUAGCUAUAAAACUGGAGUUAGUUUGCUUGGAUUAGGGUAAUGGUUUUAAAUGGAAGAAAAUGACUGUUCUACAUCCAUAUAAUGGUUUCAAAAAUCUGCAUAGCUGCACAUUUAAAAGCUCUUUACCUCUAUUUCAUUUCAGUUGUCAGUACAGGGAAACUACUAUUCAAAAUUUCAUGAAUCGUAAAGACAGGUGGAGCUUGGGAAAAGGAAGUGCCCAUUAAAUUUAGAUGCAGAUCCAGAGGUCAUAACUAAUGAUUCCCAGGGAACGGUUUGACAUCCUGUCGUCACAACAGCACUCCAAAUAGUCACUAUAUCAGUGUAGACUGUGUCAUUAAACUGUAAGUAGUUGUUUUUAGACGCUAUUUAAAAAGGAAAAAGUUAAUUAGAUGUUGAAGGUGCUGAUCUGUGUAUUUUCUUUUUCUUUUACAUUUCAAGGGAGCCAGACCUGUGUUUCCUAUUCUCGUGGACGUUUUUUUCCCAGCUCCAACUUCAUGUUGAGUGCACAAAUCCCCUCAUACAUCUCUCAACAGCACAGCACGAAAACAUGUUUUCAUUAUGUCAAACAACUGUUCAUAGUCCAUUGUGUGGGUACAUAAGUAGUCAUUAAAAAAAAAAGGGAUUCUCACAAUCUUCACAGCAACCCAGAUUCCUGCUGACUGCUCAUACCACAAUAUAAACUGUUCUGAUUCAUCUUGGUGCAGUUUUUCAUGUGCAGCUAACUCAUAAAUGAAUUGAAAGCUUUAUUCUGGCUUGAGCACCACCAUCCUUUAUCCAUCUAAAAUCUAAAGACCUUUUUUUUUUUUUUUGUGCAGCUGGUGAAACAUGAACUGAAAGAGCUAUUGAAAAAGCGUUCGUAUUGGAAUUGAUCCUCAAUGCCAAAUUGGACUCAUUCCUUUUGAAACUAUUGACAUAAUCGACUUACUGUGACGACUUUAUGGCCACUUUGACUAAUUUUAAAAGGAACAUGCUUUUAGGAGCUAUUGUGAAUGCUAACGUGACUUCUCAAUUCCCCCAGAGGUCUUAAUAAUAGGGUGACCUUGGUUUUCUAGUGGCCACACAAUAUGCCUAACAUAAUUUUAACACUGCAGCCAAUAAAUCCUGUGAAUAUAAUUGAAUGGUUCUUUUGAGUGGUUUAAAUAAUGAACGCCCUUGUGUAUGUGUUUUGAACAGACUCAAUACUGCCAACCAUUAAACAUUCCAGCCACUUAAUGAUAUUGUGUUGAAGAAUGGUCGGCAUAGUUACUCAUAGUCUGCAAAACAUAAGGUUUCACUGCUUUUUCUGAAAUUGCCUUCCCAGAUGAAGCAAUAUGGUGAAAGCUACAGUAACCACUUUUCUCAUUCCACCCUCCAAAUACAGUUGAAUAUAGGGCGAGAGAUGUAGAUUUGUGAGGAGGUGGAUUACAGGGGGAUUUAGUUUAAGCCAUGAAAGGCAGAAAGGGAGAGAAAAAAAUGUGCAAAAGGGGUUGCAACUGAAAAUUAGCACUGUGCCAGAUGUUUGUUUUUCUUGCUGUGUAUCAUUGAUAACAUUAAUUACUUUGAUUUUCUUCUGCAUGCACUUGGGAAAAUCAGCAGAGGGUUUGAGGCUGCCAUUUCCAGUUUCUUAAAGGCAAUGAAGUGCUGAAUGAUGUAUUAAUUGUGUUGCACUUCCUACAUCCUUGUGAGCAUUUCAGCCAUUUUCAGUUACAAUUGUCAGCUUAAAGGCAGGGAAAGCAAAUUCUAGCCCAGAAAUAUUGUUGAAUAUGUCCUCUUGGGGAGCAGGAUUGAGAGGGAUGGAAAAAGUGCUCGGUUUUAGCUUGAAUAUCAACAGAUGUGACAUUAUCCAGAAAUCACUUACCUUUUACAUGUAACCGGAGCAGAUACUACUUGUAUGAGAGAAACAUUUCUGAAUUGCUUUAAACAAUUAAGCAUGUAGCUCUGCUAACUCUAAUCUGUGAUAUGUAACAAAUGCACAUAGGAAAGUGGCCCAUAUCAAGAGUGGGUGAUCUUAUAAGUAAAAAUGUGCAGCCUUUUAUUGAAUACAUUAAAGUUGUGUUAAUUGUAUUUUUUUAAGACUGCAAUACCAGUAGGAAUUUGUAAUUUUUAUAUGCACAAAAAUGUAUGCUUUGCUGAGAUUUCAUCUUAAUGUGUCGUAGUAAUUUGUCAUUUAUUGGGAAAGUGUCAAUAUACCAGUAAUUAGCAAUAUCUUAACCUCGUGCUGGUGCAACAUUAUUUCUGUUUACCAGUGUGUAUUAAAAAGGUAAUGAUGAUAUGUAUGAUAAUAAAAAAAUAAUACUGUGAUUAUUAUUUCUCAGAAAGUGCAAUUUCUUCUUUGUCUAUUGUCUUGGAACUCAGCUGUAUUUUUUUUAUAUUUCUAUAUUUUUAAAUAUUGCUGAUCUGCAAUAAAAAACAA